Molecule: messenger RNA, 654 nt
Organism: Gymnogyps californianus (California condor)
Lineage: Eukaryota; Metazoa; Chordata; Aves; Accipitriformes; Cathartidae
Exons: 6
Coding region: 1-654 (217 amino acids)
Source: RefSeq, a predicted model, not a curated record
AUGGCCAUGGCCGGGGUCGCUGCCGUCCUCAGCCUCGCAGUGCUGCUGCCCACGGCCGCCUGCCCCUGCGGAGCCCUGCGCCCACAGCACCCGGGCAACACCACGGCGUCGAAGCUGCUGGGGACGUGGCUGUACGUGGCUGGGGCUGCCCAGUUCCCCCAGCACCUCCUGGAGAUGCUGCUCAUCGACCACGGCCACCUCCACGUGGAGCCCCGCGCCGGCGAGCAGGAGCUGCUCAUCACCCAGCACGUGGCCGUGGGGGACCAAUGUCUCACCAACAACUCCACCUACUUUGAAAUCACCAUCGGUAACACCACGCUGGUGAAGCACGCCAAGACCCAGCAAACUGUGGGGACGCUGAUGAACCUCAGCUCUGAAGACAUUUUACUCAUCCAGUACCAACUGCAGAGGGAAAGGACGUAUUUGGGACUGUAUCUCUACGCCCGAAACCUGAGCGUGAGCACAGCCCACCGGGAAGAGUUCGAGCACCACGCCAAGCGCCUGGGGCUGAGCGAAGAGGAGAUCGUGUACGCGCCGUGGGAAACGGAGCUGUGUCAAACGAAAGAAAUCGAAAAAGGAAACAGCCCACGCACGGAGCCCACGGCUGCAUCACCUCCUCUGGGUACCCACCAGCCUGGGAGCGUGGGUAACUGA